Molecule: messenger RNA, 1560 nt
Organism: Salvelinus sp. IW2-2015
Lineage: Eukaryota; Metazoa; Chordata; Actinopteri; Salmoniformes; Salmonidae
Product: B-cell CLL/lymphoma 7 protein family member B-B
Source: RefSeq, a predicted model, not a curated record
CCUCGCGAGAAUAUUAGUAUAAUGGARGAGUAGGCACACUGCAAGUUUGGAGUUGCAAGAAAAGACAUCUCCAAAAAGUAACAACAACAAAAGAUGUCCGGACGGUCAGGUCGCGCGGAGACACGAAGUCGUGCUAAAGAUGAUAUUAAAAAGGUGCUGGCAGCAAUUGAAAAAGUGCGUAAAUGGGAGAAGAAAUGGGUAACAGUGGGAGACACAUCCCUACGAAUAUUCAAGUGGGUGCCUGUGACAGGCACUAAACCGGUAUACCGGAGCAAAUCCAUAACUGGAGAGGUUCGAGGUCUAAAAGAUGUGGUGUUGGAAAACUCCAACUCUACCUUGGAUUUCCAAGAUGAAUGCAGCAACCAGAGUUUCCUGUCUGAUAUCUACCAGCCCAAAAUGGACAGCAGCAGCUCCAGCUCCCAGCAUGCCAGUGAGGCAGUCAGUCCUCUUCCCCACACCACAACCCUCCGCACGACCGAAGACGCUCAACCACCCAUGCUGGGCCAGGAGAGUGUGGACGAACCAUCCCAGCCAGCACAUGAAGUUGCUGAUGAGCCUCCAACAUUGAUCAAAGAGGACCUGGUUUUGCCCCUUGGUGUCCAAGUAAAAGCUCCAUGCACAGAGGAAGAAGAGGGAUCAGGAGCCCCUCCACUGAAGAAAGUUUGCACUGAAAAAAAGGCUGUACUGAGAUAACUAGUUGAUUGGAUGGACAUGCAUGCAUCCCAUGCACUUGCUUUAUUGAAGGCUUCAAAUGGGACAUACGAAUAACUGCCAAAAUAAUAGAAACACUUGAGUAAAUGAGGGAUACAAAGUAUAUUGAAAGCAGGUGCUUCCAUACAGGUGUGGUUCCUGAGUUAAUUAAGCAAUUAACAUCCCAUCAUGCUUAGUGUCAUGUAUAAAAAUGCUGGGGCAGGCCAUUAUGGCUACCAUGGAAAUGCCCCUAUGGUACUGUAUGACAAUACCAAAUGAUGCAAUUUCUUGUGGCAGAAUGGAGUCGCCGCCCUCCGAUAGAGUUCCAGACACUUGUGGAAUCUGUGCCAAGGUGCAUUGAAGCUGUUCUGGCUCGUGGUGGCCCAACGCCCUAUUAAGACACUUUAUGUUGGUGGUUACUUCAUUUUGGCAGUUAUUUGUAGAUAGAUGAUUAUAAAAUAUGCAUUUCUGUUAAUCAAGUUAUUACAAAUGGAAUACAUUUAAAAAGAACGUUGAAGUUAUUGUUUUAACAGUUUUAAGUUGUUUUUUAAAAUACAAUUUUACUUUCUCAGCUUUGAAAUGGAAUCUUAAGCCGUUUAAUGCGUUACACUGUACAUAAAGUCGUGCUCACAGAAAGUGCCUAUUGCUCUGAAAUAUACACUAUUUAUUUUCUGUCAGGCAAGUGUCUCAUAUAUUAUGCUAUUUGUAUAAAUUGCACAGAUAUAAAUAAUUAUGGCCCCUAUUCAAUCAAAUCAGUUUGUUAAUCCUGAGGGAUGAAGUGGAGCACAUCUUAAUUCAUGUUCGGUUGAGUUUCUUUUGUUUCACACUGUUAGUGCUGUUUUGUUAAAUAUAUUUAUCCAAGCAGCACAG